Molecule: messenger RNA, 663 nt
Organism: Rotaria sp. Silwood2
Lineage: Eukaryota; Metazoa; Rotifera; Eurotatoria; Philodinida; Philodinidae
Source: the annotation of a GenBank genome assembly
AUGGUUACUCGACCACCAAAUGUAAUUGGUUAUCUUCAUUUAGGUCAUGCUAUAAUGUGUACACUUGAGGAAACAAUUUCUCGAUGGCAUCGUAUGUGUGGUGAUACAGUUCCUUGGGUACCUGGUUGUGAUCAUGCUGUUAAUUAUAUUUAUAAACAAAUGAAAGUAUUAGGUUCAUCAUGUGAUUGGUUACGACAAGACUUUACAAUGGAUGAAAACAUAUCAAAUAUUGUUAAAGAAGCAUUCACUCGUAUGCAUGAAAAAAAAUUAAUUUAUCGUUCAACACAAUUAGUUAAUUGGUCGUGUACACUUAAAUCGGCUAUUUCGGAUAUUGAAAUCGAAAAAAUGGAAUUAAAAGGUCGAUCAUUAAUCCCUGUACCUGGUUAUGAACAUCCAAUUGAAUUUAGUGUUUUAAUUUAUUUUGCAUAUUCAGUUGAAAAUUCAGGCGAAAAAAUUAUUGCAGCAACAUCUCGUCUUGAAACCAUGCUUGGUGACACAGCUGUUGUUGUUCAUCCAGAUGAUGAACGUUAUAAAGAUUUACAUGGUAAAUAUGUUCAACAGCCAUUUCUUCAACGUCGUUUACCAAUAUUAACUGAUACAAUGGUUGGUCCAGCAUUUGAUUCAAGUGCAGUUAAAGUUACACCAGCACAUGAUCACAAAUGA